UAGUUAUCGAUUACUUUUGCCUGCCGUCUUCAGUCGCGGGAAAUUUGUCAUCUGUUUAUGAAGAACUUCACAGAUUUAUAACUAAUUUACAAUAUUAUUAUAAACUGAAUUAUAGCUUUAACCCAAUGUGUAAUUAAGCUUAGGUAGGACAGCAUUGUCAGAUAGGUAUAUGUUUGUUUAUCUUACACUAAACGUGUUUAAACGUGUAGUUAGCACUUAGCUAGUGAAAGUUUACCUCAGAACUGGUCACGUGCUGUAGUGCACUACACCUUUACUGACCACAAUGUCACAGGAAAGUCUAACGAGCCAAGAUAAAGAAGAACUGAAGAGGCGACUGGAGCUGCUGCAGAAAGAGUAUGACAGAACGGCCCAGAGAUUACAGCGUGCUGAGCGGAGGGAGGUGGUACGUAAGCAUGUCCAGAGCAGAAUCUCCGAGCAGAAGCGACUGCUGCACAUCAACACCUCUGUCAUGUUGGAACAAAGCUCUUCUUCCUCCCUGGAGCAGCUUUCUAACUGCAGUGUUUCUUCAGACACCACUAGAGUUCAUUUCCAUUUACCUGCCGUCUCUCCGUUUUCCACCCAGACGUGUAAACGAAGCCCAUCUCGGUCUCAUCGUCUCCGCUCCAAGUGCAGCCUUCUGCGUCUGCAGAUCAGGGAGAGAGAGUCUGAUACUGAAGAGCGUCAAGACAAGACAAGGGAGGGAACGGGGGAGAUGUGGCAGGAAGAGCAAAGACAGAUAGAGAGUGAGCAUGAGUGGAUCCCCGAGGAGAAGGACAUGACGAAAGGACAGACCGAAGAGGAAAGAAGUCAGAAGGAGGAGUGUAGCGAGCAGACAGAAAUGUUGAAGGACGCUUUGGAAAAAGAUGUAGAAAACUUGACACCAGAAAAUGAACAAUUAGUAACAGAGAGUUUUUCUGUCAACCAAUCACCUCUAACGAAGUUGUUAGAAACUCACAACCCUCCUGCUGAUCAGUCAGCUGUAAGAAACUCCCCAUCAACCUCCAGUGAUCAUUCCAUCCCAUCUAAUGAAACAUCUAGUCAGUCCUGCUCCAUUUACAAUGCAGAGAAAAGUCCAGAAAGCUCAGAUUUCUUAACAUCCUGCACCCUAAUUGAAGGUUUGCCAUUUCCCGUUGAGUAUUACGUUCGUACCACCAGGAGAAUGGCGUCGGCUCACAGCUCUGUGGAUCUGAAUGCUGUGAUCCAGAGUCAGCUUUCAAACGGGCGGGGCAGACGAAGGGCAAGCAGAGGUCGUGUUGCCUCACAGACUUUGUCUGAAAAACCUGAAAAAAGUGUCAGUAGAAGACGUGGUCAAAGAGGGCGGCGAGGACGCAAGAGAGACCGUGAGUCUGAUCUGUCUGGUCAGUCCGAAUCCCUCGUCAUAUCCCAGUCUUCCCUUCCGCAGGAAGAGUCGGAGCCAACACGAUCAACCAAACCCAACUCAGACCCUGCUAAGGAGUCUCAACUCAACUGUGAGCUCUCCACAGAUUCACAAGUCUAUCCAAUUUUCAGGAAGAAGUGCGAACGGACCGGUGUGUCUCGUUCUCAAAUGUCUACAAGCUUUGGUUCGUCUCAACUCCUGACCUCAUUAACGUCUCUCACGCAGGCUCUGAGAACAAAAGAUUUCCAAAACCUCAGCGGUCUGCUAACGAUAUUUGACGUGCAAGACUUUCACCUUCCUGACGAUGAGUUUGGCCAGCUGAAACUGGAGCGACUUUGCUCAUCCUGCCCCAACUUUAACACGCUCACGUACGGCACACGGUUCAGAAAGAACAGGAGCACGAACAAUCCUGAAGGUGGACAGGGGGAUAAUAAGAAAGUUGUUUUGGACUCAUUACCACACGGUGCUUCGUUAGAAAGUCGUCUUCCUUUGAUGUUUACUGCGCAGUCACAGGUGGAGGUGGAGAACACCAACCAGUCAGUAAGUGAGAUUACAAGCCAAACUCUGGAUAAGAUGCAAGAACCUGUAGGUCUUUUACACAGAUCUGCCACAAACCAAACAGAAACACAGCAGAACAGAGAAGCUGAAAAACACACGGAGCAAAUCACGUCAAAUGAUCCUCUAACACUCUCCGCUAGCAGGAGUUUAAUGCUAAACCUUAGCAUGUCCUUGACAUCACUGACCCAGAGUGAUCACAAUACCUCUCUCAUCUCUCUGGGAGUGACCCCUAACCUGUUAACCGUGUCUCCUUCCUCACAGCUCACACAUUUCAUCUCCAUGCCUUCGCCUCCUGAUCAGGAUGAUGCUUCAAAACAAUCUGAGGAGGAACAGAAUAACGGAACAUGUGAAAACAUUAACACAGAAGCGAGCGACCUUUUAAUAAGCCCUCAAGUGCAGCUACAGGGGUGUGAGCAUACUUACAGCAAGAGUUAUAGUUCUGAUGGCUCUAAAAUGGACGUUGAGACACCUGAACCAGUGAUAAAGUCUGAAGUGGAGAUACCAGAGUGUGGCAUUUCUGAUGUAAAAGGUGAGAUGGAGGUGAAACUCAUAGCACAAGAAAGAAAUGCAGAAGGUCAGCAAACUGAGAGCCAGCCUCAAAUAGUUUUUACUCAUUCUCAAAAUGAAGAUGCUGAUGAACUUCACUCCAUCUCUGACCUGGAAUUUCAUUCAAUAAGCAGAACGUCACAGUGUCUAGAUAUUGGCAACGUGUUAAACAAUGAGACCUCAGCACUUCCUGGUGUUGCAGCCAAUCAGAGAGAAGAUAGCGAGGUUACUUUAUCUUUGGAUUUAGUUCAAACCAGUCAAACAUCCAGUGGAUCUCUCCGGAAAACUCAUACACUGAAGGCGCUGGAUGGAGGGUGCGUGUUGGAUGUGUGUUUAUUGCGGUGGUCAUCUUCUGAUUGGCUUGUGUGUGUGGCCGGAGAGUGGAGUGUGUGUGUUUGGAAGCAGAAUGAUGGAGACCAGCAGUGGAGACGUCUGUACACUUGGACCUUUACACAAUCGGUGAUCUCUCUUCAGGGGAUUCCUGACUCUUCAGCUCUGCUGUGUGUGUGUUUGGGGAGGCUGGAGAUCACAGAGGCAAGGAUACUGUACUGCCAAUUUACAGACAGUGAGUUCUCUCAGUUUGAGCUGUAUAAAGGAGCUCUGCAGGCUGUACUCGCUGUGUCGGAUCACAGGGUGACGUGUUGUUCUGCUAAGGGAGCUCAUCAAAAUGUCCAGGUGUUUACACUUUCUCAGGAUGGCAGGAUUGCAGAGACUCUGUCCCUGGUCCCUACUUAUGAACCCAUUCAAACCCUGGUCAUGGUGGAGAGGGAAACAGAUGCUCUGAUUGGUUGGACAGAACACAGGAGUUUCCUCAUAUGGAACAUGAAAUCCGGCCAGUUGCUUCAGACAGUUCGUCUGACGGAGAGUGUUUCCACGGCAACCUGUCUGAGAGGAUAUUCCUACAGGGGUGUGCUGUGUGUGUUACUACAGCAGGCGAGUUCAUGCCAUGAAGAAACUGGUUGCACAUUAUUUACUCUGAUUGCCAUAAAUCCUCUCACAGGAAAAUAUUUCAGUCUGAGCAGCAUCACCUCCCCAUCAUCUCCCUCAGAGCGGUUGGUAGACGCUGAUGUGUGUGAAUCUGCACUUGUGGGUGUUUUCCAAUCAGGUCUGACUAUAUGGAACCUCACAGGGGGCGUGGCCUGUGUGUAUGCAAAUGAGUCUGUUGAAUGGUGCCGCCUGGCACGGUGGGCGGGGCCAAACACACUCCUUACAGGUUACCUGAACGGGGACGUUCAUAUUUAUCAGUUCAGUACUACUGAUAUUAGGAGAUGAGUGUGUUUAGGUAAAGCACAUUAUUUAAUAAAUGUUUAUAACCUAAGACUAGAUAGAUUUGUGUUAAAUAAAACACAUACAUGUGAAACCCAACAUGUUCUUUAUCAGUAAAACUCUGUAAAGGUUACAUUUUACUUGCAAAAUAAAAUAUUACUUUUAGAGGGA
This is a messenger RNA of Tachysurus fulvidraco (yellow catfish), 3919 nucleotides long. It is a transcript of the gene palb2, whose product is annotated as partner and localizer of BRCA2. The coding region runs from base 284 to 3754 and encodes 1156 amino acids. The record is from RefSeq and is a predicted model, not a curated record. Gene Ontology annotation, biological process: double-strand break repair via homologous recombination. Gene Ontology annotation, cellular component: nucleoplasm. NCBI's taxonomy places the organism in Eukaryota, Metazoa, Chordata, Actinopteri, Siluriformes, Bagridae. The transcript is spliced from 12 exons. Gene Ontology annotation, molecular function: DNA binding; protein binding.